AUGUCGUCUGAAGAAAAGCGCUCGCCUGCUGCCAGCAGCAACGAAGAGAUCCAAGAGGAGUUCCACUCUGAUGUGCCAGCCAGAUGGUACGACAAACGCCUGGUACCCUUUCUACCGGCUUAUUCCACCGCUACUGUCCAGAUCGUGAUGGUAUCAUUCGUGUGUUUCAUGUGUCCCGGUAUGUUCAAUGCACUUUCAGGAUUGGGUGGUGCAGGUCUAUCUGACCCUACACUUUCAGACAACGCCAACGUCGCGUUGUACUGUACCUUUGCCACAUUGGGAUUUUUUUCAGGAACCAUCUGUAAUUGGAUUGGUGUUCCGGCUACACUUGCCUUUGGUGGCUCAGGAUAUGCCAUCUACGUGGCUUCCCUUUUCUGCUACCAUUACACUGAGAACAGCGGCUUUGUUCUUUUCGCUGGUGCAUGGUUGGGAAUCACUGCGGCAUGUUUGUGGGGUGCCCAGGGAACCAUUCUGAUGUCUUAUCCUGAUGAGAAGAUGAAGGGAAGAAUGUUUGGUAUGUUCUGGACGAUUUUCAACUUGGGAGGUGUUAUUGGUUCGUGUAUCCCACUGGCCCAGAAUAUUCACAGCAAGGGCUCUUCUGUGAACGUUGGGACCUACGCUGCGUUCCUCGCCUUGACCAUUAUUGGAGCCAUUCUUGCGUUUUUCCUGUUGCCAGUCAGAGCCGUCAAGCGUUCGGAUGGCUCCCGUAUCAUUGCGCAGAAGUACCCAAGUUUAAAGACCGAGCUGUUGGAACUGCUCCACAUCCUCGUCAAGGAGCCCUGGAUCAUGUUGUUGUUCCCAAUGUUCUUUUCUUCGAAUUGGUUCAAUUCAUACCAGAUGUCCGACUUCAACGCUGGUAGGUUCAACAUUCGUACCAGAUCCCUCAAUUCUCUGCUCUACUGGUUUAUGCAGAUGGUUGGAUCUACGUGUAUCGGAUUUAUUCUUGAUUUGCCAUACUUCUCCAGAAAGGUGAGAGCCAGAUACGGCUGGGGAAUCGUGUUCUGCAUUACCAUGUUGAUCUGGGGUCUUGGAUACCUCUUUGAGCGCACUUACACCCGCACCAGUGUCCUCGACAUGACUCCAAUUGACUUUAAGGACGGUGCCUACAUUGGCCCAAUGUUCCUGUACAUGUUCUACGGGUUCUAUGAUGCCGUGUGGCAGACCUUCUCUUACUGGACUAUGGGUGCUUUGACUAACAGCUCGCGUAAAGCUGCUGUCUAUGCUGGUUUCUACAAGGGAAUGCAGAGUGCCGGUGCCGCCAUUGCGUGGAGAUUGGAUUCGCUUAAUAAGCCUUACCGUACUAUGUGGGCCUCUUCGUGGGGUAUUCUAUGUGGUUCGCUGGUGUUUGCCAUUCCUGUCAUCUUCUUCCGCAUCAAAGAGACCACCGACCUGGAGUCUGAUCUCUUGGAGUCGGAUGAGACCCUCGCCGACAUCAAGCCCAUCACCUCUGCUGUUUCCAGCUCGCAUCUCGGUCUGGCCAAUGCCUAA
Molecule: messenger RNA, 1488 nt
Organism: Kuraishia capsulata CBS 1993
Lineage: Eukaryota; Fungi; Ascomycota; Pichiomycetes; Pichiales; Pichiaceae
Exons: 1
Coding region: 1-1488 (495 amino acids)
Source: RefSeq, a predicted model, not a curated record